Molecule: messenger RNA, 6517 nt
Organism: Paramormyrops kingsleyae
Lineage: Eukaryota; Metazoa; Chordata; Actinopteri; Osteoglossiformes; Mormyridae
Source: RefSeq, a predicted model, not a curated record
AGUCAGUCUGGCAUCCCCGGUCAGUGCUGCUUAGGGGUUUGGAGAUAUUCUGGUCAGUCCCCUCAGCAGACCCGGCGUAGUACGCAAACUGAUCGCACAUUUCCGCAGCAAUUCAUGGUGACAGACACAUUUCUUACUUUUCCGUAAGGUAUGACAAACUGGAAUAUUACAUGUCAUUCGGAUAUCCCUGAGAAUUCAAUGGAAAACAUAAUGCGAUUUGCUUAAAGAAAGGACUGCCCUGUGAUUAGGUAAAAGCAUGCCUCAAGCACUGCCGCGACAUGAGGACUGAAUGCAAGAGAUUUAUAGAAGAGACGGAUAUGUCCGGAUGCGGCAGGACGCAACUAAAGGGACACAGAUACACGGAGGCGCUGCUGCUUUUGUGAUCUGAUCACACUGAUGGGUCAUUUAACUGCCUCUCAGAACUCAGCCUGUUUCUCGGGGUCUUUACCGUGAAAGAUGGUGCGAUGGUGAACUAGCAUGGAAAGGAAAAACCCUAUUUACUAUUUUUUAAAAAGACAAGUGCAUAUCCGAAGAGAGGACUGGCAAAGAGUGCAUAGUCACGCUUUAGUUUGGGAGGAUCGGAGCUGGACACUGGACAAAAGACAAACAACAGCAUUAAACUCGUCUACCUCAUCCUCCUCUUCCCAGACAUCUGGCUCCUCUACCUCCUCUGUCAGAAGGCUGCAUGUUCUGCCCUGCUUUCACUCCUACUGCAGCCAGUGCCUGGAAGGACAGUGCGACAGCAGCGAUCCUCUUAAGCUCUCCUGCCCAGCGUGUGACCAGAAGGCCCCAGUCUCCGAUUCGGAUGUGGAUGCCCUACCAUCACCGAGUUUCCUCUUCAGAAACCUGCUGGAGGCGAUAGUCUCCUCUGAGGAGCCGAGGAGCAUGAGCCGCAGGAACGAUGGCCAACCUCAGGGUGGCGAGCUUAGGGCUCAUGGCCUAGAUGAGCCCCAGUGCCUUUCCUGCGACGAGGGCAACCCUGCAGCCUCGCGCUGCCUGGACUGCCAGGAGUACCUCUGCAGCAACUGUGUCCGGGCCCAUCAGCGGGUCCGCUUGACCAAAGACCACUUCAUGGAGAGGCUGGUGGAGAGCUUAUGCCUGGCCCACCAGAAUAAUAAUUCCAGCACCCCAGUCAAUGUGUCGCACUCCUUUCACCCAAAAUACCCACCACCACCUGCUUUCCAGGACAGGAUGAGCUUCUGCCAGGACCAUGACAAUGAGGUGCUGUGCCUUUUCUGUACCACAUGCUCCCUGCCCAUCUGCCAAGCGUGCGGUGCAGGUCGCCAUGGAGACCACCACCUCAUCUACCUCCACGACGCCAUGAGGGACUGGCGAGCCGUGACAGUGCAGCUCCUGGCAGACGCCCAGCAGGGCAGGCGGGCUGUACAGCUGAGCAUCGAGAAGGCCCAGGCCAUCGCGGAGCAGCUGGACAUAAAGGCCAAAGUGGUCCAGGCCGAAGUGAAAACCAUCACCCUGCAGCACAAGAAGGCGUUGGAGGAGAGAGAGUGUGAGCUGCUGUGGAAGGUGGAGAAGAUCCGGCAAGUCAAGGUGAACACACUGUACCUGCAGGUGGAGAAGCUGCAUCAGAAGCUGAGCAGGCUGGACAGUAGCAUCUCAGCAGUGCAGCAGGCUGUGGAGCAGGACCGCGGCCUGGAAGCCCUGCUGGCCCGCCAGUGCAUGCUGGCACAGAUCGAGGAGCUGAAUGCCCUGUGCGGCAGUGGCCUGCAGCCCCAGGAGGAUCAGAGCAUCAUGUUCACGCCGCCUGACCAGAAGCUGCUCGUCUCCAUCCGGUCCAUGGGCUUUGUCAGCAGGGGGGCCUUUGGCCCCGUCUCCAAAGCCAUAGGAGACGGUCUGAAGAGGGCCCUCAAGGGCAAGGUGACAUCUGUCAAUGUGGUGGCCUACGACCACGACAGCGAGCCUAGAAGGUCAGGCGGGGACGACAUCGCCGCCCUGCUGGUGGGCCCAGACGGGAAGAUCUUCACUGCAGAGGUGACCGACCACGAGAAUGGCACCUACACGGUGAGCUACGUACCCAGGCUGGAAGGGGACCACCUCCUCUCCGUGCUCGUCUACCACCAGCACAUCUCCAGCAGUCCCUUUCAAGUCAAGGUCAGAUCUGGCCGCAGCUACAGGAGCAUGGGGAUUCCUGUCGGCUCCUUUGGGGGGGAGGGCGAUGGCGACGGCCAGCUGUGCCGACCUUGGGGCAUCUGCGUGGAUAAGGAGGGCUACGUUGUGGUGGCUGAUCGCAGCAACAACCGCAUCCAGAUCUUCAAGCCCAGCGGUGCUUUCCAUCACAAGUUUGGCACGUUGGGCUCAUGGCCGGGUCAGUUCGACAGGCCAGCUGGGGUGGCCUGCGACAGCCAGAGGAGGGUAAUCGUGGCAGAUAAAGAUAACCACCGUAUUCAGAUAUUCACCUUCGACGGGCAGUUCCUCCUGAAGUUCGGAGAGAGGGGAGUCAAGAACGGCCAGUUCAGCUACCCGUGGGACGUCGCUGUUAAUUCGGAAGGCAAGAUCUUAGUCUCUGAUACCCGCAACCACCGCAUCCAGCUCUUUGGGCCCGAUGGGGCGUUCUUGAACAAGUACGGCUUUGAGGCUGUCCUCUGGAAGCACUUUGAUUCACCCAGAGGUGUUGCCUUCAACCACGAGGGUCACCUAGUGGUCACAGACUUUAACAACCAUCGGCUGCUGGUCAUCCAGCCGGAUUGCCAGUCGGCACGUUUUCUGGGCUCAGAGGGGUUGGGUGAUGGGCAGUUCUUUCGGCCACAGGGGGUCGCCGUGGACCAGGAUAACCGAAUUAUCGUGGCCGAUUCACGAAACCAUCGCAUCCAGGUGUUUGAGGCUAAUGGUAGCUUCUUAUGCAAGUUUGGGAGUCAUGGAGAUGGCUUCGGGCAAAUGGACCGGCCAUCUGGAAUAGCCGUUACGCCCGAUGGAAUUAUUGUUGUGGUUGACUUUGGGAAUAACCGAAUCCUCAUGUUUUAAACCACAUUUUCAGUCAAAAUAUGAAAAAAAACAGGGGAACGGAAAGGCUAGGUUCAGAGAAAAUUGAGUUUUAAAGUCCUCAUUAAGGACAGCAAACGGAAAAACAAGUAGAAUAAACAUAGCAAAACCAAAAAUGCUCCACCUGUGGAGCCUUCACCCACGCCUCAUCCUGAUCUCCUCUGAAGCUCCUCCCAGAUCUCAACCUGUAAGACCCCAAUACCACAGGUGAUUGGUCAGCUGGAAUGACAUGUGAUCAUCUGCAUCUCCUGACAGUCACCCCAGCUGAAACAAAUCUCAAUAUUCUUGAGCCAGAAAUCAACCGAAUCUUUAAAAGAUUAGUAGUAAUGAAAGUAAUUUUUUAUGGUAUACAUCAAUGGAAGGAUGUUUUGAUUAGGGGAGUUUCCUACGAUUUGAGAAAUUAUUAUAUAUUCAUAAAUGUUUGUUAGGGGUAAAUGAAGAUUCAGAAUUUAACUCCGUAUUUCUGAAAAAGAACGUCUUGGGGUACUUUCCACAUGCAGGACUGAUUUGCCAUCAAAGUGUUUCCUAAACAUAAUUUUGCAAAAUUUCUCAGGGAGAACCUUCAGGACUUUUGAUUUCUGUACGAUGCCUACCUCACCCCGCCCACUUAUGAAUGUAUUUCCGUUGUCAUGAAGGCGUGUCAAGAUGGCUUAUAGGGAAGGACAAGAAUUCUACCUCAGUGUUUUCCCAUAUCAAAAUAAAAGUUUGGUUGAUAUUUGCACAGCUCACAAUGGUAGACUGAACUGUUACUGUAAAUUGUAGUUUAAAGCAGCUAAAUCCUUGCUGAAAGGAUUCAAGGAUUCAAAAAGUUUACUUCAUAUAUAGUAUUCAUAUACUACAACAAUAGGUUAUAUAAGGAAAGAACACAGAUAUUGAAUGGUCUUUGUCCUUAAACUGGCUUUAUGGCUCUGCAAACCAGGACGAAAAUGGGAAACUUGUACUGAAUGUACAAAAUGAAGGCUGUUUGUCUUAAAAUGUUAUUUAAUAAUUGAUUUUUUAUCUUCUACUUGGAGUGGAUUGUUAUACUUUGCCAUUUAAAUAUAAUGAUGUCUGUAUCACUGUGGUUGGCUUACUAAUGUGUGGUUAAACUGCGGCUCAGUGAAUUUGGGAAAUGUCAUGUAGAAGCACUCAGGUCAAUGGUCAAGCAUUUUAAAACUUUAAAACCAAUCUGCUAUAACUGCAAAGGUUAUAUUUAUUGAUAUUUAAUAUAAUACAGAGCUAAAUUCUGAGAGAAAAAAAGGUCUUGCUCAAAAACCAAAGUUGAAAAGUAUAUGUUGGGAGCAGUCAUUUAGAAGGCUAAUCUCCUAUCCCCCAGCCCCCCCCCCCUAAUUUUUAUGGUAGGAAAAGCUUUGUUCUAGGGCCAGGUUUCAAAUGGGAAGGUCAAUGGGCCUGUAAUGGCCAUAAACUGUGCUUUCAUUCCGUUUUGAAGUACCUCGAUUUCACAGGAAGAAAACUGUCUUUUGUUUGCUUUGCUUUUUUAGGAUUUAUAACUUAAAUACAUAUUUAUUAUUAAUUAGCAUUAAUAUCAGUUUCGUAUUUUGUAAAGAGAUGUGUAUGACACCUUUAAGGGACCCCACAAUGAGCGCGCACACUUACGCGUGCACACACACACACACAAACACACACACACACCCCCUCUGUGCUCAGGGCCAGUUAAUCCAGUUAAUACUUUAUUGUAUACUUCAUGCACCAAAGGUUUGAGAGCAACAAACUCAGCCAUUUACAAAUGUCUGGAUUUUCUCGGGGGGAGGGCUUAUCUACCCUCUAUUGGAACAAGACUGUGAGCUUUAAUGUCAUGUAAUUUAUCAGUUGCUGGGUUGUGCAGUCACUCCCCAGGGCUGGGGGCCUGAUUCCCAUCCCCAUUCUGCAUGUUGAGUUUGUAGGUUCUCCCUGUCAGACAAGUUUCGUAACAUUUAAAAACAUUCUGUCAGAUGGACUGGCAUCUCUGUACUGUAUGUGAGGGUCUAUGGCAUUUGCCCCCUGACUGAUAUAUAUAUAAUCCCAGCAGUUAAAAAAUGAAUGAAGGGAUCAUUUUGUCCAGUGUCAUGGGCAAGUUUGUCUUUGUUUAACAAUGUAUGGUUUCUUAGAUUGGAUUAUUUUGAGAAUUAAUCUUAAUACCAAUCAUCCAUGGCAUAUUUUAUGUGAUAUGGGCCAGUAACUAGGCUAUAUAGUAUUCCGGCCACAGGAAUACUGUCAGCUACAGUGACAUCACAGGAAUACUGUCAGCUACAGUGACAUCACAGGAACAUCUUUCCCAAAAACACCCAAUGCGCAGAUGCCAACUCCAGUGGAAUUGGUUCCUGCUCUACACUCAAUGAUGUGGCAAGAGUAAUUCUGUCGGAGAAUCUACUGUUGCCUAUUUCAAAACCGACAAUUUAUAUAAAAGCAUGAUAUAGGAAGUCAUGGCAGCCAGUUUGCAAAACUAGAACUCUCUUGUGUCUUAAUCUGUAGUGUAGUUUGCGCCUUUUGGUAACCAUAGCAACAGCAAGCAUAGUUGUAUGCAAUAAACCAAAAUGUAAUGUGAGAAGAUAGACUCAGGUGCCAAAGAGAAGCAAAAAAACGUCUGAAUGAUGGGACUCAGAUGUGGCGGAGUAUCAUGGUCUGUUUUUUUUUUUUUGUUCAGGUCUUCAUCUUAAUCCUCACAUAGCCAGUCAUAUGCGUCUUUCUGAACUGAAAGACUCUCAUCUUCAUUACCUAAUUUUUGUACAAUAAAUCAUUUUAUCUUCACGGAAUAACUGUGGAAAUGGGAGGCCAGCAUUUGGGCAGUUGACAGCAACUGCGCUCAGGUUUAGUGACUGGAAAGAGCUUUCAUUUAACAUUAACAGUAAUUUAAUAAUUUUAUGUUUACAUAUUUAGCAGGAGAUUGUGAGUUUUAUAUUUUUAAAUAUAUACUUCUGAAAACAGUGUUAUUACACCCCAACAGUAAAUAUAACACAUGUACAUUUGUCUAAAUUAAUUUAAAUAUUAAAGUCUGAAGACCUAAUCUCUGUCAGCUACAUUUGACAAUACUUUGAUAUUUAAUGGCCAUUUAAAAGGCCAGUACCUUCCCAAGCAAUUAAAACAAAUUAUUACUGCACCUUUUUGCAAAUAUAUGGUGUUCGGCCUCAGUGAGGAAUCAGAGAAAGUGUGUGUCAUCUUCCCUGACCUCGGGUGCGCAAAGUUCCUCACUGUUUUUUGUGUAUAUCACAAUCAGUCAAACACGACUCCUGACCGAUGAAUAAAUGCCUUAAUUUCUUGUCUUUCAAAUAUUCAAGAUUAUGUUUGAUAUUACUUUUGUAUAAAAUUUAAGUCAAAGGAAAAAAAUUAAACAAGGAUUACAGAAUUGUGGUAUAUCUGUCUGAAGAAGGAAAAGAAACACGUUAACAAACUCUACACCGUGAAAUUUGGGACGUUAACUGAAAAUUAAAAUGUUUGCAUUGUGAUGAAGUUAUUUUUGUGCGUAUAUUGCAGUUAAAUGACUGAUCAUUUUUUUUGUAUACAUUUUCUGUUUCAGCCAUUCAUUCAAAUUAAGUAAAGUGAA